AUGACAAGUUCUUGUGGUGGCAUUUUUAAAGAUGACAAAUCCGGUCAUUUGGGAAGCUUUUAUGCCUAUAUUCAUGAAGGAAAUUUUGUUGUUGCUGAGCUUCUAGCGGCUAUCAUGGCUAUAGAAUUGGCAAUGGAAAGAGGUUGGAUCAAACUUUGGAUCGAAACUGACUGCAUUUUGGUGGUUAAGGCGUUUUCAAAUACGAAUAUCGUCCCUUGGUACAUCAAGUCUCGUUGGCGCUAUUGUUGUGCUUUUACUCUUCAAAUUGAUUUCUUAAUUUCACACACUUUUCGGGAGGCCAAUUUUUGUGCUGACUUAUUGGCUAACAUAUGGUACAAAACCAAGACUUUCAAUUGGUUUGAUAAUAUACAUCAUGAUCUACCCAAGGACUUUUUGCUUGACAAACAAGGCAUUCCUAGACUUAGGCUUUGUAAUUAA
Messenger RNA from Vicia villosa (hairy vetch), 438 nucleotides. RefSeq lists its product as uncharacterized. Gene Ontology annotation, molecular function: nucleic acid binding; RNA-DNA hybrid ribonuclease activity. The coding region runs from base 1 to 438 and encodes 145 amino acids. The record is from RefSeq and is a predicted model, not a curated record. The transcript has a single exon. NCBI's taxonomy places the organism in Eukaryota, Viridiplantae, Streptophyta, Magnoliopsida, Fabales, Fabaceae.